AUCAGAAUUCUGUGCAUGAUACCCUAUAAUUAUCAGAACCCCAAUUCGGCAAAGUACGUGAAACGAACUUGGGGAAAGCAUUGCAAUGUUUUGCUUUUUGUGAGCGGCUACGUCGACGAUGAACUGGAACCCUACGUGCCCGUGGUGAAUUCUACGGAUACAUGGACCCUGGUCCACAAGGGCCUGAUACACGCCUACCAGAUGUAUGGGGACAAGGCCGAUUGGUUCCUCCGGGCGGAGGACAGCAAUUUCGUCGUUCUGGAGAACCUAAGGUAUAUGAUAGAUCGCAAAAAAUAUUUACCCUCCCAGCCGAUUUACUUUGGCUACGAACUGGAGAAUAUCUACACUCAUGAGUCUUUUAUAUUUUUCAAAAGUGGCUACGUUAUGAGCCAUGAAGCCUUGAAAAUAUAUACUGAGAUGUCCAAGGAGCUCCAAAAUGAACACUGCUUGCACUUGGAAGGAUUUACGGAGGAUGUGGAGCUACAGAGAUGCCUAAGUCACGUGAAUGUCAAAACAGUAGACUGUCGCGAUGAACUUGGUCACGAGACCUUUUCCCCGAUUCCCAUGUAUUACCAUUUUUUGGACGGCUAUGGUUUUAUACCUUGGCUGAAGAAUUUAAGUUUCAAAAAAGUUGAAGAGGACACAGUACCCCUCUCCAGACGAGCCAUAUCAUUUCGUGUUUAUUAUCCUCCUGAAAUGUACGAUUACUAUUAUUUGGUUUACAAAACGAGAAUCUUUGGACAGUUCUCGCCCAACUCUGUAGAAUUUCAGACUUAAUAAAGGACUCACCUCGGGCAGCUGUCGCUGAUGAUUCAAUUUCGGGAGGAGAACUUCCUAGUAAUUUGAAGUACCCCAGGACUGGUCCGCAUAAUUCAUUUCAUAUACGUAUGGAAUAUAUGGGAAGGCUGGGAAAAGGGGGAGGAUAAACGUGUUCAUCAAUGAAUCUGUCGUCUGAGCCUGGAGUCUCAAUUUUCCCAAAGCCCUUUGUCUGCAAAAUUACUUCCGUUUUCCUUCGUUUUUUUCCUUUUAUUUUGUGGCCUGGAACUGCAACUGCAAAGUGUCAUUGUUGCAUCAUGUCUGGGAGAUGGAGAUGGAGAGGAAAUAUAUCCGUAUGUGAAUGCAAUAUUGCACUUUUGCCUGC
Drosophila bipectinata is the source of this 1141-nucleotide messenger RNA. Its product is annotated as glycoprotein-N-acetylgalactosamine 3-beta-galactosyltransferase 1. The record is from RefSeq and is a predicted model, not a curated record. Gene Ontology annotation, molecular function: N-acetylgalactosaminide beta-1,3-galactosyltransferase activity. Lineage: Eukaryota; Metazoa; Arthropoda; Insecta; Diptera; Drosophilidae.